Molecule: messenger RNA, 1380 nt
Organism: Fusarium vanettenii 77-13-4
Lineage: Eukaryota; Fungi; Ascomycota; Sordariomycetes; Hypocreales; Nectriaceae
Exons: 4
Coding region: 1-1380 (459 amino acids)
Biological process (GO): transmembrane transport
Cellular component (GO): plasma membrane
Molecular function (GO): transmembrane transporter activity
Source: RefSeq, a predicted model, not a curated record
AUGGUGCCAGUUGGCGAUGACCUUGAGGCCAACCGUACCCCUCAUUGGCCAGGUCAGACGAAGAAUGAUGGCAGUGACGACGGCCCCAAUGUCGAGGUUGCGGCUUCUGUCGAGCACAGGAAAGGCAUACCUUCAAGGUGGUACAGGAAAGUGCUUGAUGCUGGUGUCGAAGAGAAUGGGAUCCUGCCGGUGCCACCAGAAGAACGGACCCAGACCCAACACAGCAACCUGUUCACAGUAUUCUUCACAUGUCUCCUUUGCGUUCUACCGUUGCCUACCGGAGCCCUUGGCACGACCGUGUAUGGUCUUAAGCUUCGAGAUGUUUCUCUGAUCAUCCUCUUCUUCAACUUCGUGACAUGUAUCCCGCCAGCGAUCAUGGGAAUUGGAGGGUACCAGACUGGUAUGCGGCAGAUGAUUCAGGCUCGAUACUCUUUCGGCUUCGUGGCAGCACUGCUUGGAUAUCGAGCCAUCCACGCCUGGCAGCGAUGGCAGUGGCUUCCAAACUUGAUUGCCAUUGCCAUCGCAGCUGGUUGCGGAGGCAAGCAGCUCAUGCAACAGGUAGAGCAUGGACCAGCAACGGUCAAGGGCGUCAUUGGGUAUGGAAGCUUGAUGGCCGGAUACUUCAUGACCUUUGGCGGGACUGUGUCCGACUUUACCAUUUAUCAUGAUCCCAAAGAGCCAAAGCGCAAGGUAUUCACGUAUGUGUACCUGGGACUGUCGACUCCUGCAACGCCUCUUCUCAUACUCGGGGCAGCCAUUGGCGGUGCUAUCCCUAACAACGAGUCGUGGCAGACGGCGUGGGAUGUCUAUGGGGUCGGCGGUGUGCUGGCCGAGAUGCUUGCGCCGGCUGGCGGGUUUGGAAAGUUCGUUCUGGUCGUCCUUGCAUUGAGUGUCGUCGGGAACACGCUGAACUCCAUGUAUUCGGUGGCAUUGUGCUUGCAGAUGCUCCUCCCAGUCUUCACCAAGGUGCCUCGCUUCUUCUUCAUCAUUGUCACCCUGGCAAUCAUGAUUCCCAUGGCAAUCUAUGCGGCUGCUGAAUGGACAACCUCGCUUGAGAAUUUCCUCAGCGUCAUCGGGUACUGGGCAGGAUGCUUCGACGCCGUCAUGAUCGAGGAGCUUGUGAUUUUCCGGAAGAGAGACUAUAGCUCGUACGACCCAGAAAUAUGGAACAAGGGGCGAUAUCUUCCCACGGGAUUGGCAGCCAUGGCUGCCUCGUUGGUAAGCCUUGGGCUAGUCAUACCAUCGAUGGAUACGCCUUGGUUCACUGGACCCAUAGGAGAACGAAUCGGGGAUCUCGGUUUCGAGGCGGCGUUCGUCGUCACGGGGCUCGCAUAUUAUCCGCUGCGGAGCUUGGAAAUCAAGUGGACAGGUCGCGUCUGA